This is a messenger RNA of Morchella importuna, 699 nucleotides long. RefSeq lists its product as uncharacterized. The record is from RefSeq and is a predicted model, not a curated record. The coding region runs from base 1 to 699 and encodes 232 amino acids. The transcript has 4 exons. NCBI's taxonomy places the organism in Eukaryota, Fungi, Ascomycota, Pezizomycetes, Pezizales, Morchellaceae.
AUGAAGUCAAUCACUAUCAUCUUUACUAUUCUCGUUUCUACUGCCCUCGGCGUUAUCAUGCCUACUCCCACUAACUCUGCUACUCCCUCUGGGGCCGGAGUUGAAGCCGAGAAAGCUCGUAUUAAUGCCAAACCGAAGCCUUCUACUAAGGCAUCUUAUGGUGGGCCUAAGAAUGGACAUGCAUGCUCAGAAGAUUCUGAUCCCACCACCUCCAUUCUCUUUCGUUUUACUAGCACCUACUCCCUCGUUGCUACUGCCGAUCAGGUUGUCAACGCUACAGACAUGCCUGCCAUUGGGGAGCAAGAUGCAAUUGGAUAUUUCAACUAUGGGAUUAAUAGCCGCGAAAAUGUUAUUUGCUAUAACAUCACCCUUCUAGGAGUUACUGGAGAAUACCAGUCUGCGGCUCUCACUGCUACCCAUAUUCAUCAAGCCACGAUUGGAAAGGCUGGACCUCCUCGUAUUGCGUUUCCAAACCCUAUUGGGAAUGGCACACGUCGCAAUUCUAUAGGUUGCCUCAAGGCACCUUUCAAAACUGGAGUCAUUGCCAAUGGUCUUGAUACUGGCGAGGGCUUCUCCGUGAGCCAGAUUGAAGAUAACCCAAGGGGUUUUUUCACCGAUGUCCAUACGAGGAAGUAUCCUCUCGGAGCUUUGAGAGCUCAGCUUUGGAGGAAUCUGGACGGAAGUAAAUAUAGUUGGUGA